CCUAAACGAAAGGCAGCGGCAGCGGCCGAGGCCCCGGCAAAGAAGGCGAAGGCCCCCGCGAAGAAGAAGGAGGCUGAAAAGAAGGAGGAGACUGCGCCUGUGGCUGCCGAUGCCGGGGACGGCAUCGUCAUCGAGGCUUGCAAAAGCUGAGGCGCAUUCAAAACACGGUGAGGCCACCAAGCUGGAGAAGCUGAUCAAGGAGGGCGCCCCUGGCACCUCGGUGUCCGUCAACCCGGACAAGCCGCGCAAGGGGUGCUUUGAGGUCCGCGGCCCUGGCGGCAAGACCUUCGUGUCACUGCUGGACAUGCCCCGCCCCUUCACCAAGCUGAAGGCGCUGGAUGUGGAGGCGCUGGCGGAGGAGGUGCUGGCGGCGCUGAAGGAGUAGCGCGCAGCAGCAGGAGCAGGAGCCAGCAGCGGCAGGAGCCAGCAGCACCAGCAACGGUAGAGAGCAACGGCAGCGAGCAGUGCACUGUGAAAUGUGCACUGGGGGCGCUGCGGAGCGCUGCCGCCGUUGGUGCUGUACACGCCGCUGUUGCGGCCGCGGUCGCUGCCGGCAGCCAGUCGCCCACAGCAGCGGGCUGCUAUGGCGGCAGCGGCAGCAGCGGCGGUGGGGCAGCCUGCCACUGCGGGCGAUUGGGAGGAAAGCGCACGGACACAGCGGCAACACGCGGUGGUGGCUGGGGCGGCGUGGGUGGCGCUGCAGGGGGGGAUAGCCGGAGCCUCGGAGGCCUGCACGGGCUGUCGCAUUCGCACGUGUGCGCAGUGGGAGGGUUGCGGUUGUUGCGGUUGCACCAACGCACCCUACGUGUUCCAUUUGGCACGAGCCCCGGACCUUGUUUGGCGCCUGCAAUGGCAGCCCGUAUGAGGCGACGGUUGCGUCGGCGUGGGGCGUGCGAGUGUGAGCCCCGAGGGAUUUCGAGGCCUUGCUGGCUGGUGCGGCCGCCGACCCAGGUUUUGCUGGCGUGAGGCGGCUGCGUUUAAGUUGUUGUGCGAGAUGUUUGGGGAUCGGGUGUUGUGCCGCUGCGUGCUGCCCAACGUGACGGGCGUGUUGCCGCUGGUGUGUAAGGUGCGUGAGGCACAAUUUGUUGCCAGAGCCGCAAACCCAAAUGGUCUAUGUGCGGAGGUGCAGAGGGUGAUGCGGGUGCGAGGGCGUCUACUGAAAGCGUCCUCGCUGGCUAAUGCCGGCUUCACUUGAGGAAGCCGGGGCCAAGCCCGCUGAUGGCGAGCAGCCGAAAGGCGCUCCAGGCUGGGUAAGCGGCAGGAGGUAACUGAGGUUUAGGUCGGUGCUGGCCCCGAGGCCCGUGUGGGUGCAGCGCCGGCCGCCUCCCUUGCCGCCCCAGCACGCACCGCCCGCCGCCAUUGGGCUUUGCGCAGGGGGCUCUGGACCUGUAAUGGAACAAACGC
Molecule: messenger RNA, 1404 nt
Organism: Chlamydomonas reinhardtii
Lineage: Eukaryota; Viridiplantae; Chlorophyta; Chlorophyceae; Chlamydomonadales; Chlamydomonadaceae
Exons: 4
Coding region: 110-385 (91 amino acids)
Cellular component (GO): Golgi apparatus
Source: RefSeq, a predicted model, not a curated record